This is a messenger RNA of Gigantopelta aegis, 2038 nucleotides long. RefSeq names its product acidic mammalian chitinase-like. The transcript is spliced from 11 exons. Bases 120 to 1631 code for a protein of 503 amino acids. Gene Ontology annotation, cellular component: extracellular region. Gene Ontology annotation, biological process: carbohydrate metabolic process; chitin catabolic process. Gene Ontology annotation, molecular function: chitin binding; chitinase activity. The record is from RefSeq and is a predicted model, not a curated record. NCBI's taxonomy places the organism in Eukaryota, Metazoa, Mollusca, Gastropoda, Neomphalida, Peltospiridae.
CUUGAGUGUAGGGCUGUGGUCCGAUGGGCUGCUAUAUAUGUCCCCUCGAUACCAGUAGCCCACCACAAACAACAACUGACCAAAACCUGAAAGAUCACUGAAGAUUCCAGCAGAAGAUAAUGGUUUCCAAAAUAACGAUUUCGAUGAUGUUGCUAGCUGUAACUAUCGCAGUAACGGAGAUUGAAGCUGACACGCAAUACCGAAAAGUCUGCUACUUCACUAACUGGUCAAGAUGGCGGCAGGGGAUUGGUAAAUUCGGCCCGCAAAACGUGAAUUCAUUUCUCUGUACCCACAUCGUGUUCGCAUUCGGAAACUUCAAUUACAGCGGAACGCUAACGCCCUUUGAAUCGGGAUAUGACGAAUCAGACUACCGUGCUUUGGUUAACAAGAAGCAACAGAACGAAAACUUGAAGCUGUUACUUGCUUUAGGAGGAUGGAAUUUCGGAAGCCAAAAGUUUUCCAACAUGGUCGCUAGCACCACGAUAAGAAGAACUUUCGUCAAUAAUGUUGUCGAGUUUGUGCGAAGGUACGGCUUCGAUGGGCUGGAUAUUGACUGGGAGUACCCUGCGGCACGUGGUGGAACUCCAGCAGAUAAAGAGAAUCUUGUGACACUAUGCCGGGAACUGUUUGAGGCGUUCACGUUUGACGCGGCAGAACGUGGCGUGGAUCGUCUGCUUCUUACCGCCGCUGUUCCCGCCAACCCAGAGACAGCGGCUAACGGUUAUAACGUCCCAUCACUAAGCAGGUAUUUUGACUUUGUCAGCUUGAUGACCUAUGACUUCCAUGGUGGAUGGGAUCGCAAGACAGGAUUUAACAGCCCUCUGUACGGUGCAAUAAACGAUUUUAACCCCAGCUUUAACAUGGACGCAGCUGCAAGAUGGUGGCACCAAGCCGGAAUGCCUAAAAACAAGAUGAACAUCGGAAUGGCCACUUACGGAAGAAGUUUCACCCUGACCAACCCACAUAAUCACGGCGUGGGGGCCACAGCUCGGACUGGACCCGCUGGACCUGUGACCAGGGAACAGGGGUUCUGGUCGUAUUACGAGAUAUGUCUGGAUAUCAAACGAGGUGGUGGCCAUGUCGUGUUCGACGGCGUUCAGAAAGUUCCUUACUACGUCAAGGGAUCUCUGUGGAUCGGCUACGACAACGAACAGAGUCUUCGGAUCAAGGCAGAAUGGUUGAAGUCUAACAACUACGGCGGCGUCAUGUUUUGGGCUCUGGAUCUCGAUGACUUCAACCAAGUCUGCACGCCAGCAUCAAACAGGAAGUAUCCUCUCAUACGGGCUGUUAUCGACGUCCUGGAUGACAACGAGGUGGACGUAGACAGCGGGACGUCAACUCGAGUUUCAACAACGUCGCCGACGACUACAGCAACAACGUCAUUAAGAACAACAUUUACGACAACGGCCAGUCCUAAUAAUCGACCUGGUGCUACAGAGCCUUUCUCGUGUUCCGGAAAGACGACAGGUUUAUACCCAGACCCAGCCGACUGUAACAGAUUCUACUGGUGUGUUGAAUGGGGGAAUUUCUCAAUGACCUGUUCGCCAUCUCAGGUGUGGGAUGCGCGACUCAGAACCUGCAACAACCCCAACGUUGUGGACAUGUCUAACUGUGUUUACAGACAGCAGUAGUUAAAGGCGCAAUGUCGGGAUUCUUUUUAAUACUAGAAAUACAAAAUAGGUACCCCAUACAUGUUUCAAGCAAAGGGCUACUUGACAUAUUUGUACUAGUUGAAAUAAAAUGGUAUACACCUUUUUGCCCAGAUGAAACUAUUUUUUUUUACAACCAACACACUCACAUUUAUCACCAAUCACAGGACUUGUGGUGUUAACUUCUCUAUCAAAAAUCCGGUGCACCUCAAACUUUAACCCAGCCAGAAGUUAUUUGGAUUAGUACCAUCAAGCUUGGUCGAUAGGUUGCUCGUUUGAGGUGCUUAGGUCAAAUUCUCAUCGGUGGACCCAUUUCUUGUUGGGGUUUUUUCUUGUCCGAAACAGUACUUCAUGUCUGGCAUAUCAAAGGCCGUGCUGUCCUGUCUGUG